This is a messenger RNA of Bradysia coprophila, 2151 nucleotides long. RefSeq names its product arrestin domain-containing protein 2-like. The record is from RefSeq and is a predicted model, not a curated record. Gene Ontology annotation, biological process: protein transport. NCBI's taxonomy places the organism in Eukaryota, Metazoa, Arthropoda, Insecta, Diptera, Sciaridae. Gene Ontology annotation, cellular component: cytoplasm.
UAUACCGUAUUUGGCAAAAACCCAACUGUUGACUCUAAACAUUGGAAUAACUGGACUCCUUUAGAACGAGUGAUUUGCGCGUACGCAUGUAAAGAAAACGUACGCAUAAUAGUAAAGUUGUGGAUAGCAUGAAGCGUAAAGUUUGUGUUUUCAAUUUUUUGUGAAUGGAAAUACUGGGCAACAGCAUCGCAAACAUAUUGCUCGUAGUCAUUCAAAUCAAUAUCUAGACUAAUUGGAUUUGUAUGGUGUGAGGCCUUUUCUCUAUUAUUUAACUGAAGAUUCAAUGUUUUUGUAAACAAACAAAUGGAAAGUGAAUCAAAGCUCAUUUAACUUGUGUAUACAUUACUCGUAGCUGGGCUAAAGACAGUGAUACAGACGUCGACAUUAGAAUGCCGACAGCUUGUGAAAUUAAUUUUGAACAUAAUCCACAGAAAAUUGUGUACUGUGGUGAAAAAAUAUAUGUUACAGUGCGACUAAGGUUGACGGAAGAAAUUAAAGUGCGUUCCAUUGAUUUUUACUUGAAUGGAACAGCGCAUGUGCGUUUUUUUAAGGAUGAUUCAAACAGGGAUGGAUACCAUACAGAACGUGAGAAUGUUUUGGACAUUAGGAAAUGUUUAGCCGGAGGAAAUGGUAAAGGUGAAACGCAAAUUAUACCAGUAGGAACACAUGAUUACAACUUUACCUGCACGCUGCCAUCGAAUUUACCAGAAGAAUUUUUUGGCACGUAUGGCAACAUUAAGUACACAGCAAACGUUGCACUUCGAAUACCAUUCUGGCCCGAUAAAAAAUUUCAAAGGGCUUUUCACGUUUUCAAGCGGUUUGAUUUAAACGAUGAUCCACUGUUGCGAGCUGAAGUGUCAGACAAAAAAUUACAUACCAUUUCGCCAAACGCUCAGUCGGGAUCUACAGAAGAAGGAGUCAUUUGUAUUUCAGCUAAAAUUCCGAUCGGUGGCUAUGCGUAUGGUCAAAGUAUUCCUAUUAGUGGAGUAGAGGUUGAAAAUACAUCUGACUAUCCAAUUUCAAAGUUCAGUAUUUAUAUUUUGAGGAAAAUCACCUACAUCAAGUCUGACAACUGUCGAAAAACUGAGUAUGAAACUGUACAAAAACGGAAUGCAGGCAAUUGGAUAUGUGGAAAACAGGCAUAUAAAAGGUUUUCGACUGUAAGCAUCAAAGUUCCGACAGAAAUCGCACCAACCGACACUGAAACAUGCAAUAUCAUUAAAAUUAGUUACUUACUUUCGAUCGAAAGCAUAGUCAGAGAUGUCAGAAAAAGUUCAGGAGUCUCGAUUUCACUUGAUUUACCAAUAACGAUAGGAAAUUAUCCAUUAACCCCAAUAUUGAUGGGAUCUUAUCCGAACAAGACAAACAUGGUCUUUGCACGUAUAACAAGAACCGGUUCCGGAUGUAUCGUUUUAACGAACAAUGUUGGACUAUCGGGUGGAACAAUGCAAACGACAGCUGAAGUAUUUCCGCUUGAAUCUGAGCUUCCAACAUUCCCGGAUGAUGAUACAGUAUCGAUUCGUACUUAUACAAGCACUCCGCCACCAUUCCCCGAUGACGAUUCCGGACUUCCAACAUACGAAGAAGCUCGCCUACUGCUUGAAGAGACCAACAUCUACGAAGAAAGCAUCGAAGCCACACUUUCUGCACUUGACACUUAAUCAUGGACUUGACACAAUCUAAUUUAACCGAAUGUGUUCAUUUUUUACAGUAGACAAAAGCAGAGAUAAGCAGUUGCCGAAUUUCGUCGUUCCGUUGCAAAGUAAUGCAGUUUUCCAAUGCUGAACAGUGUCAGUGAGCUGAGCAGUGAGCACGUAUAAGAAAACACUUUUUAGUCAAUUAGUCGGGAAACAGCCACAUCUUUUUAAUUUAUUUUGAUUCGUUGACUUAUUUUAAGAAUAAAAUUGUUCGACGACAUUUGAAAAAAACUAAGUUUUUUUUAAUUGAAAUCAAAACUCACAGCAUUAUCUUCUUUUAAAAAACGCAAAAAACAAUGUCGACUUUUUCUUCUUACGGCUUUGGUUUCUCUCUAUAAUUAUGACAUUUCCCUUUGUAUUUGCUUAAAUGUAUUUGUGUUAGCAGCUCACUGCCUUCUGACUGCCUCUUUGACAGCAUUUACAAAAAUGUCGUUUCGCAUAGCUCGAUCAUUAA